Bombus pyrosoma is the source of this 20241-nucleotide messenger RNA. RefSeq names its product B-cell CLL/lymphoma 6 member B protein-like (gene scrt). Gene Ontology annotation, molecular function: DNA-binding transcription factor activity, RNA polymerase II-specific; RNA polymerase II cis-regulatory region sequence-specific DNA binding. The transcript is spliced from 4 exons. The record is from RefSeq and is a predicted model, not a curated record. Bases 251 to 1978 code for a protein of 575 amino acids. Gene Ontology annotation, biological process: regulation of DNA-templated transcription. NCBI's taxonomy places the organism in Eukaryota, Metazoa, Arthropoda, Insecta, Hymenoptera, Apidae.
CGUCGUGGUCGACGGCUGGUGUAACGAGGAACGCGAUACCGGCGAUAGCGGUGCCGGUGGCGGGCUAGGCGUCGCGCUAGUCGACGUCCUCGACGUCCUCGACGUCCUCGGGAUCGUCGAUCGUCGUCGAUACGGUGGGAUACUACGUCAGGAUCAUCGUCGUCGCCGGCGCCGAGUGAUCAACACCUGGUGAACGAAGCACGGAGAACCCGUGGUUGCAACGGCUACGGAACACCACAACUGCGUCAACAUGCCGCGCUGCCUCAUGGCCAAGAAAUGGAAGGCCUACCCGUGGCCGGAUCGCGUCGACGAUCCACAGGAAGAACAGAACGAUCCUUCGAACAUUCUACAGGAGCAGGGGAGCCACGGGAUACAGCAGACUUCCGCGUCAUUAGAGAAGAGGCAACACAGGCAUGAGCCAGAGGACGAGGAGAUCGACGUGGUUGGGGAUACGGAUAGCAGGCAAGUCGAUCAUCAGCAGACCUGUUGGGGUCCGCAUAGUCCAACCGCUGGUGCCACUGCACCUAGUCCACCACCACUGAACGCAUCUGGUGCUCUGUAUUAUCAUGGUUAUACGCACGAGUCAUGGAUCAACCACGAAGAACCACCAAAGUACGCGACGCUGCGCUCAGCGGCGGAGUUGGCCCGACCAGUCGUACCAUCUCCGCCGCCUCCAGCCGCGCCUCAAGAGCUGGCCGCGGUGAUGACUGGAUCCAACCUGCACCAACCACACCCAGCAGCCCCUAUGACAACUCCGUCGUCGUCGUCCACCUCGCUAUGUUUGCCCCCGAGGAAAAGCCUCUCGAUGUGUUUCACCAGCACAGGGACGGCGUUAUCGCUGCCCCCGAAGAAGAAGGACAUUUAUAGGCCCUAUAGCCUCCAGCCGAUGUCGGAGGUCCGCACGUCGGAGAUCCGCACGCCGGAGAUCCGCACAUCGGAAAUCCGCACGUCGGAGAUCCGCACGUCGGAGAUCCGCACAUCGGAGAUCCGUACGUCGGCCGAGGAAGAUCUGUCCGCCGCGCAGGCGAUCCUCGACCUGAGCGCGUCCCCGGCUGCGCCCACGCACUCGGUCUUCAUUCACACUUUAUCGCCUCCGCCUCCGCCUCCUCCGCCUCCAACGGUACCCUGCGUCGCGACGACAGGCCAGCUGCAGCCGACACAGUUGCAGCCGGCGCCGACCGCGCAGCCUAUCCCUGUCUCCGUGCUGGUACCGGUGCCCAGCUCGCAAACCAACCAACUGCGACAGCAGGAGCAAACCCCGCAGCCUCAGUCGCCCGCCACCGCAGAGGCCAACGCAAAUUGCUCCGCCGGAAGAGAUGGCACCAGCAGCGGCAGCAAGACGGUGGCCUAUACGUACGAGGCAUUCUUCGUGUCGGAUGGCCGGUCGAAGCGUCGCAGUGCGAACACAAAUGGCGCCGCGGUGCCUGACAAGGAGGCUGCUCAGCCGGAUAGGCCAAAGUUCACGUGCACAGAGUGCGGCAAACAGUACGCAACCUCGUCGAACCUGUCCCGGCACAAACAGACGCAUCGUAGCCUCGACUCUCAAUCGGCAAAGAAGUGCAUUCACUGUGGCAAAGCGUACGUGAGCAUGCCAGCCCUGGCGAUGCACGUGCUGACCCACAAGUUGGCCCACAGCUGCGGCGUCUGUGGCAAGAUGUUCUCCAGGCCUUGGCUGCUACAAGGCCAUCUGAGAAGUCACACGGGAGAGAAGCCAUACGGGUGCGCGCAUUGCGGCAAAGCGUUCGCCGACCGGUCGAAUCUACGUGCCCACAUGCAGACGCAUUCCGCGGACAAGAACUACGAGUGCUCGAGAUGCCACAAAACCUUCGCUCUCAAGUCCUAUCUGAACAAACACCUGGAGUCCGCUUGUUUACGCGACGACGAGAUGCCGCCGCAACAACAGCAGCAACAACAACCUGCUACCAAUGGUAGUAACGCGACGACGCAACAUCAACAGAGCAACAAUCGUGGUUUGUAGCAGCGCUUCGACGACAGGAAGACCACGACCAGGCGCCUCGACGCCCUAGAGACCGCUGCUAGGGAGAGCUAGCGGUCGUUCCCAGCGACGCCCGGCUAACCGGGACGACGAGGCAAGAUCGAUGGGAGAAGAUUGACGGGGAUGAGGAGGGAGAGAGGGAGAAAGAAUAAAGGUUUGCCGUAGGUUUUAAGUAGAAAAGUGCCAGUAGAGAAAAUGGAGGAUAAUAGAGAGAAGUAACCUAAUGGUAGAUGGGUAGAGGGUGAAGAGAGGGGAAAAUGAUAGGAAUGUGUCGGUUUCUUAAAUAAUGUCUAACAUUAAUAAAAACGUCCAAUAAUGUUAAGUCUUAAAACGAGCAGAAAGAGAAAAAGAAGAAUAAAAAACAAGAUGAAACGACGAUGGAUAAAGGAGAGAACGAUGAAAAAAAAAAGAUGAGAUGAAAGAAACGAGAACAAAGAACACGUCGAACGGUGACGUCCACACUGCAGUCUAGUCACUCUAGUCGAUUAUAUCUAAUACAUUAUGAUAUUAUAUUAUUAUAUUAUAUAUUAUAUUAUUAUUAUAUAUAUAGUAUAUUUACUAGCGCGUACGGUUCUAGUCGCGAGCUCGUUACGGAGACACACUAUUUAUUGAUACUUAGCUGCCUAAAUGAAAUAACGAAUAAAAAGAAAAUUCUUCGAGGAUUAAACAAGAAUUACACACGUACACGCAUAUAACAAACCAAGGGGGACACACACCAUGAUAUAACGAUAAUAACGACGAUAACGAAGCAGAUUAUUAGAAGGAAAUUAAAAGACGAUAGAUUCGGUGCAAUAACGACUCAAUUAGAAGAAGGCUCGACUUAACCACGAGCUAACGAAAUUUCCGGCCGGUUUUCGAUUCUCCCCAAAUCCUUUCCCCCGCGAUACCCUGCAUCGACGCUCGUCCUCAGCGUCCUAACGCCAAUGCAUUGGCGACACGUGUAUCGAAUCGUGUCUAGAGAUCGAUUCGUCGCUCUCGUUAAAACGUACAGUCGUCAUCGGACCACUCCGUUUCUUCCGAAGAGCAUCGGAUCGAAUCUCGAGACGAUCGGCCCUCUCCCAUGUUCCUUUUUUCGAUGGCUCCUUCCACGGUUGGACCACAAUUACACUCGACCACAGGGCGAUCGACGGAUGAUGGAUACUCUCGAUACAGGCGCCGGUGCAGGCCUGUACGUUUCUUUCGAUGAUAAGGAAGGAGGUUGUAUAUAACUCGCUCGUGUAACUUGUUUUCAUUUUUCUCACGUUGAUUGUUAGAUCUCUUGGCGGCCGUUCGAUGGUAACUUUUGCGGUUGAGUAGUGAACAAGGGAGUAUUUGAUUAGUAGCAGCCUUUUCAAGAAAGACAUAAAAAAGCAAAAAUCGAAAUUCAAUUUUAUGUAGACCAUAUGUGAAGGAUCUGAAGCGUACGAAUAGACAAAAUCGGGCUAAUUAUUUAGGCAGGAGAGAAAAAUGAAUCUCCCAUUUGUUUCAUAGAAAUUAGUAGAAAAUUCGAAGAUUCUGCGCUAUACACUGGAUAAGAAUUAUACCGGACGAAAUAAUAAUGCGAUAGAUGUCAAAAAUUUCCUUGCUCGCCACCGUGUACCUCGACCAUCCCAAUACGCUCUACGUCAUGCAAAACCGUUCCAUUCUUACGAACAACAGUUCGCGGAACUCCUCAACUUUUCAAAUAUUUAAUUCCGUCAAUUUUCUCGUCGUUAUUUUUAUCUCGCAUAGAAGAACACGGUUCCCAUAAAAGAAGGGGGAGAGAGAAAAAAAACAAGAGAAAGUCAUCGACAGUGAUGCGUGGCAUAGAACGUGUUAACGACACGUGGACAUCGAUCGAACCGCCUCGAGGUCGUCGUAUUUGCAAUACUUCCAACGUGUUCACAGUUUUCAGCGAUGUUACACGAUCGGUUAUAUAGAAGCUCGAAUACGAAAUAAAGUAAUAUUCUAAGCGCGUUCACACGCGUAAACGUUUACAUUACACAGUAGGUAUACAUAAGAACACGUAGGAGAAACAGACAAAUAUACACAGACACACGACACGAAGCGCGUUACACGUAAUAUUUAGAGCAGAUUCGAGUAAUAGAUGCGUAACUUUGUUAUACACAUAUUUUAUAGAAGCAAUAUAACGAGUAAGGAAAAAAAAAAGUAAUAAUGACGACGCGUACGGUCAAAAGCAAUGUUUCGACACAACGAAUUAUAUAAUUAUACAUAUAGAGGCGAACAUCGAAGUUUAACGUGAUGGAAAACGAUGAUUUGCUUCGGCAGAAACUUCUUCGAUCGUCUGAACCCUAACCACGCUCUUCCGUUUUUCGCGAUCGUCGUUCAAAAUUGGCGCCACGACCAGUCGGAUUUCGCGACUCGUAAAAAUUCAUCGUUUCUGCCUCUUUUAAACUAAAGCAAUAUCUUCGAACGUUCCAACGAACAGGCCGCUUCCAUUUUAGAAUUUAACGAAAGAAAAUGAUUGAAUAUUUAUCGGUUCGAUCGUGGGAGAGAUCGACUAAUCAGUGGCUUCGUGGUUUGCCUUUUAACGAUGGAGAAUGCGCUUCGUAAGGCUUAAUUAGCUUCUGAUAUUUUUUAAACGGGCCUAUAAUCAAGUAAGCUUCGUGCAACGAGUGGAACACCAAUCUAGUCUUAAAAAGAAAUUCCGUUUAAGUAUAUUUUAUAUAACGAACAACGACUUUCGCUCCGAAUGUUAAAAGUAGUGUUAGUGACGCGUGUGAAAUUCCCACUCUGUAAGCAACGCAACGAUUACACAUCGAAAUUCGCGAAUCCUUUUAUCGUAAUAUUAAACGUAAAUCCUUGAAACUACGUUUUGUAGAAAAAACAAAACAAAGAAACAUUUCGAGACAACGAAAAGGGAGUGUCAGCGAAAUCCGGCUGAAAAAUCCGACCUCCGCUUCAUUCGACCAACUUUUUCUCCGAAAGCAACGAUUACAGCGCGCCGAAUAAUUCCCGGAAAAAUAACGAAAAGGAAGAAAAAGAAGAGAGGAAAAGUAUAGAGGGAUUGAAAAAAGAAAAAAAGAAGGAAAUACACGCGAAACACGAUCGCGAGAGAACAAAGAAGAGCGUGGAUCAGUGCCAGCUUGGGAAGAGCUGUCGCGACGAUCCAACGAGUCCUUUUGUAUUAAUUAUUGCCGACAAAUAAUUACCGCGUUGCAUGUACAGAGUAGCCGACCUCACCGCCAAAACAGUAAAAAGAAGCAAAAAUGGCAAAAAAAAAAGAAAUAUUAAUCGCGAGAAAAAAUGGAGAAACGAAGCACCGGAGAACAGAACACACAUGAACACGUCUUGUACUACUAUACUUUGUGUUUUCGCGUAGCGCUCGUACGCUCGCCGUUGGAUUCUACCGGGGGCUGUAGGAAAUUUUAGACUCUAAAGAAACGUUAGGGGUCUUUCCUCUCGAAGGGAUCCAACGAUCGAGUGGAUGAGAAAUCGAUCGAUCCCAAAAAGCUUUUCUAGUCCUCGCCCUCCCCUUCGUGCAUGGUGACGUUUGUUUCGUGAGCUUUCUCGAAAACGCCGUGUACCGCGUGCAACGAUUGCGAUUGUCGCAUACGUACGAACGUAGAGCAAUAAAACACUAAGCAAUACUAACGAAUUAACGAGUUAAUUAACGAGAAACGAAGUAAAAUGAAAUUAGUACGUCGGUCCGGGUAGAGAGCAGAGACAUUUUAACCGAAGAAAAAAAUAUAAAAAUAAGAACAAAAAAAAAAGUAAUAAAGAAUUAACGAAGUGCACCGUUUGACGCGUGUUUGUUGAUUUGAUUGACCGAAAAAAACGAAAAUAAAUGGCAUGCGCGAGGAUAAACGUAGAAAACAUAAAACAAAGAAACUAGGACGAGAGAGAGGAGCGAUCUGAAUAAUAGUUGAUCGCGCUCCUUUCCGGUUCCUCCACUUUGCUUUCGAUCGGAGAAUUCUUGACCACCGGCACUAAUCGUCUCUCGGUUUUUAGCUACUGAUUUCAUUGUUCUUCAUUACGUAUAGUAAUUAUUUUUUACGCAUUGUUAUCAGUAUUAUUAUUAUUAUUACUAUUAUUAUUAUUAUUAUUAACGUUUUCGGCAUCUUCGUAUUUAUUAUUGUCAUCGGUAUUUAUUAUAUUUAUUUAUUAUUACUAUUAUUAUUAUCAACACCGUGUACCUUUAUUUACCUCUAUAUAAAUUCACCUUAUUCCGUUGCUGUUGUUUGUUGUUGUUACGUAUAGUCAUAUCCAUUAUCACUGGUGAUAAUGUUAUCACUUGUAACUCUGCACACUUUAUUAUCGAUCAUCUGUUCUAUAGCGAUUAUAAUUUUUGUUGUUGCUAAUACAACGACUCGAUACAACGAUCGGUAUCGUUAAAAUGCAUCGCGCGAGGCAACGAAAAUAAAUGUUCGAGAAGGGAAAACGAGGCACACACGAUCUCUGUCUUUAUUUUUCUCUUGCUUUCCCGCGGCCGCUCUGGUGAAAACAAAAUGCAAUAUGGCGUCGCGAAUUGCACGUCCACCAAAUAAAGCUGCUUCUAUUCACGAGCCAGAUUCGCGUGUACAGUCGUUGGUCGACGUAAUUGGCCGACAUAAUUGAGCUUCUGGAGCGUGGUGGUCGCAUAAAGUCGUAGAUUUCCGGUUCGAGCGAGGCGGAAAUUUCAACGCGCUUAAUAUAUCUGGAAGCUUCAUUUCACCGCCGUAUUUUAAGACUCCGAGCGACUAUUCGAAAGCAAUGUAUUUUUGUAUUCUCUGUUUACGGCGUCAGGGAAAUAUUUUGGAAUAACACACGCGUGGAAUUAUAUAUAUAUGUACGUUUCUAGUGAUAAGCUUGAAUUAUUUUCUAUGGAACGUAAUUGAUAAUUAUAAGAUUCGUAAAGCGACAAUAUUUAUUUUCGCGAUUUUUCAAGAAAAUCUACCCGGAGAUUAAAAACACGAAGAGACAGAUAUUCUUUUUUUAGUCUAUCUUUUUUUUUCGCUAGAUUCAGGCGAUUAAAGCAAACCAAAGUCGGCUGAUCUCCAAUUAGAUUGGUCGACGAUAGGAGAAAAAAAUUGGGCGGUGGAUGCAAAUAUUCGGAGAGAAGGUUGGACUCCGAGUUCGUUACUGGGAAUUGCACCGGUUCGUUACGGAAGUCUCACGGACAAUUAAACUAUUUUAAUUGACCAGCCAGCGAGACCAUUUCACGUUUGUCCUAACUUCACGGCGAUAUUAACGGCCGAAAGCGAUUCUCGAACUAAUUAAGAGUUCUUUUCCGCUCUGCCCGUGGAAAAUUCGGUCUCUGUUUUCGACCGCCCACUUUUCUCCUGGCCUUACUGCUACGUCGAGAGAAAUAAUCGUUAAUCUGUCUGUUUUCGCUGAGAGAACCAUCUUUUCUUGACGAAAACAGUCAAUCAGCGUUAAAAGGCCGCGAGUAAUGAACUGUAUCUUCUUCUAACUUUGUGAAAAAGCGAUUAAGAAAGAAUAAUUUCUUCAAGGAAAUUUCUCUAAAUUACUGUAAUGAAAUCUACAAAGGAAAACUUAACGAAUUUCACGAUUCUUGAUGAAGCUUCCGAUUCGACGCGCUCUUAUGCACGGCAUGCACCACGAAACCGGAAGUAGCGCUUAAUGAUCGAAUAACGCGCUUCAAUUAAAGGUUCUAAGAAUUAUUAGCUUGCACAAGGAUAUUUUUCAUACCGAUCUCACAAGAGCUAUGAAAAUGAAGGAAGACGAACGCUUUUGUACGCCACAUCUGUGUCGCGCAUCGAUAUUCAAUUAUUAUCAGAAGGAAACACACUACUUAACAACGUAACGUAACUUGUUACGUAAUAACGUAAAAAAGCAAUUCGACGAGUUUGCAGAAAGUAGAGAUUUUUAGAAACGACGACACCGUUCUGGCAAAAGUAGCAGCUUCCCAGUCUAGUUUUCUUUUCCCUUUCUAAGAAAACUUUGCUCGUCUUGCCCGAUUAAACGAAGGAAAAACAAACGCGCGUAUCUCUUAAACAAUGUAUUCUGUACAUACAUACGUACGUACGUAUAUAUCUAUACAUUACGUAAAUAUAUAAUGCAUAUAUAUACAUAAAGAUUUCCUAAGCUACAUUUAAGGAAAACAUUUACACGUACGCACGAACACAAAACUACGUACUCUAUUAGAUAAAUCUAUCGUGUAGCUCUGUAAUUCGUAGUCUAAUUUUCCUCUAAUUAUAGCGAACGUCCUUCGCUUAUCUACUAAUCGCUUCUCGCUUUUGACGUUAUUUAUGUUAGCGUUACUCGAACGGACAGCGCUGCGCGUUUUUAUUCGCUGGAACAGCAGCAUAAAUAGUUGCGCGAAGUUCGUCGAUUGAAAAUUUCGUGCAACAUUUACUCUAUGUUAAAUUAUCGAUCUGUACUAAUGUAAAAUUAUAUCGAAGUUUUAUUGAAAUGAUCGUAAAUGAACAUUCCCUAAACGAGAAAAUCUGUGGGGAGUUUGAAAUAAGAAAUUGUUUAUACCACACAGAAUUUAUGACGCUGAGUUAGCACUGUCAGCAUCUCUGACAUUUUUGACAGAUCGUAAUUACAGAAAUGAAACGAUCAAGAAUAUCAUGGUCUUUUACAAUUGUCGAUCGAUCAAAGACAAGUUCGUCGCAACUAUCGCUGCCUCCAGCUUCUUUCUGUCCGCGACUGUCCGUGCUAUUCCUUCUGUUCCUAUCUCGAGUGUCUGUGCACUUUCGUGAAUUUCUAUCGACGGCUGAGAUCUUCGCCGUGUCUAUUUCCUGUCUCCCUCGAGUGUCGAUCGAUGAUCAACAGGAAUCUUCAACUACGUUUGUCCAACUUUCCUUCUCAAUCGGAAAAUCAAUCUCUAAGCUCGUCGUGUCGUCUAUCUCGCUGCAUAAUUAUAAUUUCUUAUCUUCUUCUGCAAGAAACAUACAAAUCAGAUAUGUAUCUCUAAUUGAUUGUAACAUCACUAUUGGAUACUAUUGACUAUCGUAGGAUGCUCUUAAGUUCCUGUACAACCACGUUGCGCAACAGUUAAAUACUAUUAUAUAAAACGCAUAAGACUUUCUCGAUCACAUGACCAGACGGUAAAUCCGGCAAUUAAAUUCAAUUUGCUCACCUAGCGAUCCUCGAUCGUGAAGAGUAACCAGAUGCGACCUACUUCGCUGAUUCGAAUUGUUCUCGAAUGCAAUUUUCUCUGUUAUCGACGCGAUCGAAUUAAUUACAUUUCGAUCGCCAAGGAGAGGACCAGUUACGAAACUAAUUUUCCGACAGUAUUUCCAAAAUAUUGCUACGAUUAAUUUUAAUCGAAGAUACGAUGCGACUCAAACGACUCGACGAGCUUUCUCGUAUUCCAUCGUGAAUCAUUCCGACAGUCUAUGAAGUUUGCAAAAUAUGGUAAAAGUAAUCAAGAAUUUCCUCAAAGUAUCUGUCGAACGAGAAUCUCUCAACGAUCAGAACGCUCUACACUGUCGCUAGCAAUUCUCCGAAACUUUGUCUGAACUUGGAACACUGUCGCGCAAUCUCUCCUCUGACUAAGGCUACGUUUCGAUCUUCGCUGUAGUAAUUUAACAGUCGAACGAAUAGUGUCGAUGAGAGCAGGUGGAACACAAGUAACGUUAAGUUACAAGACAAGUGAAUCUUGUCUUGUCAGACUGACGCGAAUAAGCAACGCGAACACAUUGUGGGAACACAUUCGUUAUUUCGUCGCUUUACUCGUAUAGUUUACGGUUUCGUGUAAGAGAGAGGGAGAGAGAGGGAGAGAGAGAGAGAGAGAACAGCAGAGACAGCAAAACUCGCAACGUCAGAAACUAGCGAUCACCAAUUCUGCUGCGUUUUAAGGACGAGACUCUCGUUCCGAGAUAGCGUCGUUCGUGUUAUAUGAAGUGGCGCGUUACGGUUGUCGGUGAAAUGUUGUUGAUCGAGAUGACGAUAACGACGGAUGAACGACAUCCUGGACGCGUCGCGUUUUAUAAUCCUUCCAACAAGAGCCUUGACAAUUUUUUAACUAUUCGUUAGUUGCCUUAGUAUAAGCGAAAAGAGAAAAAGAGAAACAAAGAGGGAGAGGAGGAAAUUAGAUGAAGAGGAUGACGAAGAAGAUAGACGAGCGAACGCUUCUCCGACACAAUUUCAAGUAAUGGUUAAUCCCGUGAUUAUAUUGUACUUGGCACCGGUGUUUCUCUAUCUGCAAUAUCAGAAUAUUUCGGUUCAACGAAUAUUUAUUUGUCGUUUGAAAAAAUAGCGUAAAUAGUUCAGACUGUAUGGUUGAACGGCGAGAAAUAAUAUCGCAAUGACCAUCACGGCAGACCAUUUUUAGACAACCGCCCAUCCCCCUGUUCCAAGACGAAUCGGACACUCGUUAUAAACGUGACCCCUCAGUUGUCGCAUAAUAAAGCGAGCCAAAGAUUGUUCCUGGUUCGAACCGCGCCUGUGGCUUAUUCAGUGAACGUGACUAUAUUAUCCGUAGAAAAGAAGCACGAAUCGAACGCCUGAACCUUCGGAUGAACAUAAAACGCGGGUCCUUUGUCUCGAUUUAAUAUAAUAUACACGCAAUAUAGGGAUAGUCGAUAACUUAGUGUACACAGUUAUGAUAUAUACGAUAUAUUAUCAUACAUAAUAUAUUUUAUAUAUUCCGAACGAAAGCGUAAACGAUAAUUUAUUUAAGGGAACUCGUGUAGCUUUCGCCAAACGUGAUUUUUCGUGUAAGACAUGGACUCACUAAAAUUUAAGCCACGCAUAAGAAAUACAACACUACCCCUAUUACUCCGUAUGUCUCGAUAGAUAUAUCCAUAUUAUAUAUACGGGAAUCGAGAACGCAGCCUCGUUUUGCAGUAGGUUCGAGGAGGCCGAGUACCUUAGACUCCGUCGAUGAUAAUAAGAUGCGCUUAGUAGCACGACGUCACUUAGAGAAGGAUGUGUUCAGGAUCUAGUUCUAGUGUUAAGUACAUAUGUACGCACCAAGGUAGCCACCGGAAGCGUGUUUCUCACGAUCGAUUCAUCCGUACUCAGCGGACCUUAUUUUCGCCGGGUUUCGUUCACGCUGGAGUUUCCAUUUGUUUCUCCGCUCGUGGUUAUGCCGACUACUACCAAAGAUACGCACGCAUAGAAAGACAUUCGUUUGAAUAUAUUUGUCGUACAAAACGACGAUGUAUUGGUAAAUUAGGUUAUCACUUUGUUUUUUGAAUAUACCGCUAUCGAUACGCAAGUGUAGAGGCAAUCUUUCGAAAAUUGCUUGAUUAAUAGUUCGUUCUUUUGGAAUUCAAAAUUUGAAGCAUAUAUCGAGGAAGAUUUGAAUAUAAAAGAUGUAGAACAUACUAAUAGAAAUUACCUUGAAUGCCAGGUACCCAUCCUGACGAUGUAACGAAUAAUCAGGAUAAUACGUAUUAACACUUCACAACUACGCUGACACUUCAUGCUCGAUUUCGUUUCAAACGAUUACUUUCGUUUUCAAUCUAAUCUCACGAAUUUACUUAAAAAUGUCGGCGUGCGUGCACCUUCGAUAACAUUGCAGAUAGCAACGACACAACAUUCAGCACCACUGUUUCACGGUAUCAACAACGAAAAGAUCGUUCUUGUCGCGACAAACCGCCAAAUAUUGCUCAUCUUAGUUCCUCUGGACUGUGGCUGAUCGCGCCACCUGCAAAACCGUCGAGGUCUAUAAAGCUAUGUACAUAGAUUUACGCGUAUGCACACGUAAAUUUGAAUAUCGAAGCGCGAUCGUGCAACGGCACCCUUUUAUUUCUCUUUCGAAAGGUUGAAAAAGCAGAGGGACACGAAGAGCUCGGUACAGUCGAAUACGAUAAAAGGCUAAAGAUAGAAAGAAAAAUAAUUCUAUUUUAUAUUUUGACAGAAGCGAUGCAACGAAGAAAGAGUUCGUGAAGUUUCAUCAGUAAGCUGCGGAUGUGUUUAUGCAUCUAUAGAUAAUUAAGAGGUGCAAAAGUCUAGAAAAUAUAUGUAUAUAACAGGCAAAAGUAUAUAAGAUAUCCAAAGCCGAGUGCUUGUUGUAUUGUUUAGUAAGUAAAACGAGUUUCCAUUUAGGUUCCAUUCCUUUGGUUAUCUUUAUGAAGAUAUAAAGUUGCAUAAACACAGACAUUCGCAGUUUAAUUAUUAGGAAUAGGACGAACGAGGACAGUCGCGUAAUAAAUCCGAACGCUCACGCACACUCUUGAUGCAUAAACACAAUAUGUUAUAUAUACACUAUAUACAUCCAUAGUAUAUACAUAUGUAUAUGCAUUAGCGGAUUAACGAAACUCGCCUAAUUAUCGCCUACUACGGAUUAAUUACACCAUUCAUCUGUCUUUAUCGAUCCUUUCGUUCGGUCGCGUCUGUUUCCCUUUGGUUCCCCUUUCUCCGCGUUCUAUACUGUAAAUAAGAAGCUCAUAGAGAUGAUGUAACGAUGUAAUGGAGUUAGUAGGAUUAACAAAAUAGUAGCAAAGGUGAAAACUUUAAAGCAUAUAGUAUAUAAGAGUCUCACGAGACGAGGUACACACUAUAAAGUAAGUAAUGUUAUACUGGCGAGAACUGGGUUCCCAGUUGGGCCAAUAUUCGAUAAAUAUCGGCGUGAAGGAUCUAGUUACUUUUCUUUUAUCUCCUUAGUUCGUUCGUGAUCGCGUAACGGUCGUUGCUUUUUUCGGAUGGUAGAAGGCAGAAGCCAAUCUCAACGUGACAUUGCCCGGAUUCGUUGUUCAUAAGCAUAAGAAUUAAUUUUAAGUUUCUUCGCUUCGCGAAACAACAUGUGCGAUACAAUCACCCGUGGUUUUACGUGUUUCCCCAGUUUCUUGCUGCUUCUCGACUGUAUUUUAAGAGUCACGACGAAUCGUGCAAAAUUUAAAUACUGCAUAAUUUAAUUUAAAAAGAUUUGUUCUGGAAAUUACUGUAUAUCGAAAUAGAUCACACAGGCCAGAUUAGAGAUAAUAAUUAUAAACUUAAUUAACGUGGAUACUAGUAAAUAUGGAACGUGACUGUGUAAAUUGCAAUAUACGUCAAUAGUAAUUUCAGUUGCAGCUGAUAUCAAUCGCGUACAGUAUCGUAAUUGCCAGUACCCACUAAAACAUAUAUUGGUCAGCUACCAAUGUCAUAUGAGUAGUUAUCGAUCGUAAUUAAUAAUCGUUAAUGCAAUUCUGUAGAAAAAUUGAAAUCAGUUUAAUUGAGUUUGCAAUAACGUUGGACAGUUAUCUUCUUUUUUUUUUUAUUCGACAGAAACUGGGGUAACGAUAUAUGAAUUUCACGUAUGAUUAAUCCUUAAACGCUGAUUGCAUUCGGUGACCUAAAUCCCAGUAGAUUCCUAACCUAAUUGCAGGCACAUGACACGGGGCAAACGUAACACAUACAAAAUCGGUAAAUUCUCGGGUAAUUUCUCGAAUAUAGGUUUGAGAUGUUAUACGUACGUGAUUACAAGGCUAAAAUCACUGAAAUUGGCGAUCGCUUUAACGUGGAGACGAAAUUUAUCGAGGAUCGUUAGAUGCAACGAAAUGCUGGGUCGAAGAGCCUUAAUGAGAGAAGGGAACCUGAUGGGUAAUCGAAUUUAUUGAAAACUUCGCAAGGAACACAUCGGACGUUUUCGUUGUCGUUUUAAAAAUUUAUGUUUCGUUCUUAGGAAAAGUGAUAUCGUGCAUUCAUGAAGAAUUUGAUAUAAAAAUGAGAAAAUAAAUUCGAUCGAACUUGUAUUUGAAACUGUUGAGAAAUUGCUCGUAAAAGCUGCAUGGUGGACAUCAGUUUCGUGAAUAAUCGCAUCGCGUGCAAAUCUUUCAUGUAUACACGAACGUGUUGAGAAAACAAGAAGAGUUGCACGCAACUUUACAGCAAUAAUGCUCAAACACGAGAUUAAAUGGCUACUUGUGUAACCACAUUUGUGUCGUCGAUGUUUAAUGUUCGUGGAACAAGAAAAUUAGUAAAAAAAAUGUUGUAUUAAAUGUUCAAUUAUACUUGGUGUAAUACUCAAUAAGGAAAUAAGAAAACGUGUCAAUAAUAUUAUUAUAUGGAACGCCAUGUUUUUUAAAUUGAAACGACUGGACCACACGGACGAUCGUCGAAGCGGCAGCGAACGUCGCGUUUGUUGCGAACUGGCGCUUCGACGCGAGCUCAAAGAUGAAAAAGUGAUACCUUAAUUUCGCUGAUAAAUUAACGAUUCGGCUCAUGUCUGAUAGUAGAACUAGUCGCACGUACUCCAGUCAAGUCAAAAGCAAUACUCGAAUGUAGAAUAAUUUUUCGUGUGUAAUGUCCAUGAGUAUGUACAAAUAUUCAAACACCGUUAAGUAUGGAAACUUCGAUGAUUGACCAUAUUCGAUAACACGAUAACAUGUUGCGAGUGAAACUUGUAACACGUCUCAAUAGAUGCUCGAAGCUCAUAAAUCUUAAACACGUAGAAAACAAAACUAAUACGGAGUCGCACAGCCUCGUUUGAGUUGCAUUAACAGAAAAUAUAUACAUAUAGAAAAUAAAAAUUGAUGCUGGAAGAAAGUUUCAUUUCAAAAAAGAAAAAAAAGGAAGAAAAGAAAGACAAGUGCGUAGUUUCGUUUAACGCAUAAAAGGAGGUGGUUAAUAAUAAUUGACAGAAGUGUAAAAGUUCGAGCAUGCUGUUGGGUCAUCGUUACAAGAUUAUCUACAUAAGCAAUAACACAUUACGCCGCCUAAUAAUCGUUUUAAAAAACGACUCCGGGUUCCCACGAGACUCGUUCUAUGUGUGACACUCGACAGCAAACGUCCAACGAGAAAUGCGCGCGAUCGAUCGAUCAGUAUUGCUCAAGGAACUAGAAACGAGUCAAUAACGAGUCAAUAAAUUCGUAAGAGUCUCGUUAGUUUAAUUAAACAUUGUAGCAAGCUAACCAAAGUUUAUAGCAGUGAUAUUAAGUACAAAAAAAAAGAACAAACGAAAAUAAAAAAAAUCGUGAAAUUUCGUAGUCAACAAAUGCAACUAUGUAUGUAUAUGUUAGUCAAAUGUCACUUUCUUCGCUCUUCGAUGUUGUUCGCGCGCAUUUUCAGUCAUUAAAAAAGAUCGGACAAAAGUGAUCGUCAAAGAUGCCGUGGUGUCGAUAAUUAAAACAAACCUGCAAAAAAUAUUUUGUACUUACAUAUAAACGAAUGGUUCGAUUUUAGUGGGAAUCUACUGAUGAUCACUUUUUUCACUUCUCGUGUCACAAGAAAUUUCUCUCUACGACUAUCACUGUUCACUGUAUUUUCCACUUCGUCUGUGACCUAUAUGCGCACGAGAAGACAUCAGUCGCAAGAUCUGCAAAGCGUUCGCAAUUAAUAAUUAAACUUUAACGAACAUAGUAGACGCACUGAGUAUAACGACGCUGGUGUUUUGUGGACGUAGAGAUCUCACAUUAUACCUUGUUUUUAUAUGAACGAUGAAAAUGACCAGGUGAAAAAAGAAUCUUUUUUUCUUCGCGUAUCUAGCAAAGAUAUUAAAAUCUGUUCCUUCUACUUCGAGUUCUUUAGAUCGAAUUUUUAAAACAGAUACGGAUAACCUGUGAAGAACUACGUCCGGAAACAAGUGCGAAAAUGUAACAGAAGCCUCUCGCUCGAAAUUCUCCUGUCUGUCGCUAUACCUUUUCCUGUUUCGGCUUCGACUUUCCGUCUCCAUGUGGCUUUAUUCUUCUCUACCAACCAACUUCUCUAUUAUUGCAUAUAUCGCUUCCUGUCUAAACAACGUAAAGCUUGGUAGAAGGGUUAACGGACACAAAACGACAAAACUGUUCGCCUACUCCCUCUACACUGUUUUCCAUUGCUUCCCUAUUCUCUCACUAUCUGUCUCUGAUAACCUUUUGUAAAUCGAACGAAUUCUGUUAACGAAGAUGGUUUGAUGAUUCUUCGUCGAGGUGGUACGCGUGAGUUUUGAUUCGAUUCCGUGACGUUUCUAGCUUUAAGAAACGACUAUCUAAACAUAGAGGUCUGUCUUUGGAACUGCGAGCUUUCCUUAUCGAAAAAAAAGGAGACUAACAAGGUUGAUAGAUACAUAAAUUUGUAGCGCAGUUUGUUGUUUUGGGAUAGUGUAAGAACGAGAUAAGAGCGCCAGGGGUAUGGAACGAGAAAGAAUAAGAGAGGAAGAAAAAAGGAGAACGAAGAAAAAAGUGCCUAUAUACAUCAGUAAAAUUAUUCGUUAGCGUGCAUUUAUGCGUUUCAACGAGUACGGACAGUGUCAAUUACAGGUAAAAAGAAGCGACAAACAAGAUACAUGUGCGUGAUGAAGACGAAAGAUACGAGCAAGGAUACGACGAAGCAAUAUCGAGCGACGAUCCGAGAUUACAAAACGCUUGCGAAUACCAAUUAUUAACAACGACUACGACGAUGACGAUAAUGAUUGCGAACUACGAUUACUAUUAUUGUUAUUAUUGAUUGCGAACCUAAAUUAAUGAGCUAAUCGCCGUGGAGUGUCGCUCGGGUUCUGCUAGGUUAUGCUAAUGACGUUCGAGAUAGAUAUUUUGCGAUCAAUUAAAAAAUCGUUAGCCUGGAAGUUAAUGAAACGAACAAUACGAGAACACCAAAUUGUAUAAUAUAAUUAUGAUAUCGUAGGACGCAGUAAGUAUCAAUGCGUAUUAUUAACAUUGUAUAGCAGUGUAUUAUCGUUUGGAAGCCAGCUUGAAAUUUACGUUUAAUGUGACGAAAAAAACGUUGUCGUUUAGCUGAAAAAUCGUGCUUCCAAAGCAUCGUCCCACGUAGAUCCUCGUGAGCUCGUUCGACGCAUACCACGGCGCGUUAGGGACGGAUGUGAUAUAAGGUGAACCUUAACCUAACCUAUAACGCAUAUAGAUAUUGAUAUUGUAUGCAUUGUGAUAGUAUUCUCGAGGAAAAACAAAACGACACACACCAAUUCAACAACAAGAACAAAAAAAGAAAAAUAGAACAAACCGCGUAAAAAAAAUCCCUGCCUCCUCCAAAGUGCGACUGAUAUUUACAGGAUAUUGUUCCAAUUGGAUGCUCCCAAGGAAGCCGGGGUAUUCAAAAGCAAUAACUUCGUAGGCGGUCGCGGAUCCUCGAUGAGGUACCUUUGCGACCGAUUAAUAUAAAUAAUAAUAACGGCGCAAAAAAAAAGUAUGAAUAGGCCGAUGAAUUUUUAACCUUAAUAAUUUUAAUUGUAAUGAUGACUUAGCGGUGCAGGAUCACACACCGACGUUACAAGUCUGGAUCACGAACAGUCAAACAUACACACAUGUACACACUAACGUAGUGAACAAUUAUUUGCUACUCGUUACGAUAAUAAACUACCGAGAAAGGAAAUGAAUAAUUAGCGAAGACGAAAAGUGAACGAAAGAGAGAACGAGUGUGUGUGAAAGAAGAGAAUACGAGCAAGAGAAUGGUAGACAUAGGCGUAGAUAAUGAAUCAUCUUUACACGAGCGCACGCACGUGCGCGCGCGCACCCAUCCACAUAGUCAUGUAAACACAGACACACCAUACAGUGAGCCUAAUAAACGAUUUAGUAAGAGUUAUUAUUAUAAUUAAAGAAGAAAAAAAAAGAAUGAGAAAAGGCGAGGAGACUAGCGAUGGCUUUUAUAAGAUGAAGUAAUACGAUGCAGCGCGACAAAACGCGCACCACUGGUUACAUUGAUAUACAUAAAUCUAUUAUAUAUAUAUAAAUAUAUAUAUAUUAUAUACAUAAAAAAAUAUUAUAUAUAUAUUAUAGUAUUCGAACUUUAGUUCGAAGAAAAUAGCGACGGUACGACGAAUGAGUAGAGAGCGCAAAAAUAAUAAUAUUAUGUUUCGUCGUAAAGAUUUGAAGAAAAUGUGAGCGAGAGUGAGAGAGCGAAUAUAAACAAAAAUUGUCAAAUAGAAGAGCGAGAGGGACGUGAGUGAAUGUAACAAAAAAAAAAAAGGAAUAACAGUAACAGAAAGAAUGAAAGAGUAGAGAAGUAAAUGCAAAAAAAAAAAUACAAUUGUGCAGGUAUCCAUAUUUUAUAGCUUUUACGUAAGAAAUUAAACCGUACACACGCAGAACGCGAAGUUAACUAUAUAUAUUUAUAUAGAUACGUUGACACGGUAUUACCGAUGAAAUUAUAUCGAAUUACUGGUAGGCUGGCGUUAUUACGAUGAUUUAUCGCGAUGAUUAGUACCGUUGUUCGCGUUAUUGCGCGUCAACGCGUGAACUUAAACAGAUACACAAGCCGAGAAGAAAAUCACAACACGAAACCAACCGAGUUACUUAACGAUUCUUUUAUCAUCGUUAUUGCUAAAAUCAACUGUCGUUCUUGCUACUAUUAUUUUCAUUUAUAAUUACCAUUAUUACCGGUUAUCGUCGGUCGGAUAUAUUAUUUAUCGCGACGUUAUUAUUCUCAUUGAACGGCGAUGAAGAGAGAUACCAGUUAUAUUAUAUCUAUUAACGGAAAAAAAAAAUAAUACAAUUAUACCUUGCAUGACUACGUAGGGCUAUACUGCCGCCGAAGCAAUACAAAGAGCAAUAUAGAGUUAAAAGGUAAUUAACGAGAUUAAAGGUACUAAAGGUAAACGAUAUUAAUAACCGCGGAGGAAAACGCCGUAGGUAUUAUACACUGAACACUCGACACUACUCUCCUUCAUGACACUUUACACACACGCACAUAAAUACAGAAAUACGUAUUAACACACAUAACACACGCAACAUGACAGAACACGAACAGAGACACGCACGAUUAUAAUUACUUACACGCAUGAACGCUCAGAUACUCGUGACACAGGACACACCACAGGUGGACACUAUGUAUAGUCAUUAAUUUAUUCUGACCGUAGUGCUAAUUGUACUUAGCAUUUACGUAGAUGACACUAAUUGCCUAGGUCGACCAGCUCGUCCGGGGUUCCUGUUGCCGUGCGAGUUACACCCUCCUCUGAUCACCCCUUUAACCUCGCCGGUAUAUCUCCCUUCCGCGACGCGAACCGAAGCCACGAUCGUCGUCGACGAUGUAAUUUCCUACGGUGUAUCCGGCGGCAACGGCGGGAACCCUCGUCGAUCGAAUUUCGCCUAAUAAUGAAAUAACAAAAAAAAAAAAAACGGUAGCGAUAUAGAGUUAUUCGUAGAAUCGCUAAUGUAUUUCACUCGGUGCCUGUGACAGCUGAGCUAGCUAUCCGUUCGAGAACGAAAUAAUUGACAAUACAUUGUUGAAUAGAGUGCAACGUAUGAAGAAUCUUCAUAUUCUUUCUACAACUUUGAUAACUUUUACCAUCUUCCUAUUUUCAGUCCAUCUUCUUUUUAUAUAUUUUAUAUCUUUUUUAUAUUUAUCCUUGAGUAUUUCUUAUUUCUAAUUUGUUUGAAACUUUUCAUAAGGUUUCUCCCUUUUUUGAAUCGUCUGAGAAAUUAUCUCUUGCCAAUUGGAAAUAUUAGAAACUUAUUUCCAUCCUCGAUAUUUUUUUAUUUAUUUUGUCAAAAAAUGUGUUCCUAAUAAAUCCGCUUAGUUUAUCUCUGAAGUAUUAUCUCGAGCGAAGGAUUAUUUAGCGAACGACGGAUAAAAAGAACACUGAUCACGUGUUGUUUGUUUUCGAUGUCUCUAUUCGACAACCAGUAAUUUCCUCUAUUUUCGCCCUUCUAAUUACCUACUCACUGAUGUUUCCACAUCUGGUCGAUAACAAGUUCGACCGACUGUGACAAAGCUGUUCACGGGUACCACCUGGAAUACGUAGUAUUAGCAUGGUGUGAAAACGAUAGUGACGCUAGAUGAAUUAGCUUUAAGCUUCUUUCUCGCUAAGAGGGAACCUAUUAUUAUAAUAACGAUAUUUACAUACAUUUGUAUUAUUUGUAAACUAGCGCUAAUACAAAACUCCAAUUUGUGCAUCGACACGCGAAACAAGAAGAGAGUCCCGUUUCCCUGAACCCUUAUUCCUGGACCCACGAAGCCCAGACGAAUGAGUCAAACGAAACCAAAAAAAGAAACAAGAAAAAACAAAGAAAAAAUGGUAAAAAAAAGUGAAAGAAAUGGAAAAUAAGCUCCCGCCCUUGUUCCUGUUCCGCUCGUUCGAACGGACUACCGUUUUUUGUAAGAAACAAAAUACGAAUAUGUGAGUCACAACACUAAAAGAAAAAGAACACCAGGACACUUUCGUUUCUCCGUUCCAGUUUGUAAUUUUUCGCUCUGUAACGUCUCUCGUCUAUUAUAUGUAUCUUCUCUCUCUGUAAUAUCGGGCCUUUUUCCUCCAAACGAAAUAAAACGAAAAAAAAAUGAAGGGGAAAACGAGAAAAAAAAGAGAAAAAAACGACGAAGAUGAAGAACACGGAAUAAGAGAACACGAACUUUACCUAUCCUGACAUACUUCUCAUAGUGUUGGAUGGUAACGUUACAAGACAAAAGGGAAUAAAACGUUAAUUGAGCAUUGUUAUCUAUGUAAUACAACAUAGGAUGUUUUGUAUUAUAUUUUCAUAAUAAAUAGACACGUAGAAAAAGACGUAUUAACCAUA